Molecule: messenger RNA, 1941 nt
Organism: Paramecium tetraurelia
Lineage: Eukaryota; Ciliophora; Oligohymenophorea; Peniculida; Parameciidae
Exons: 6
Source: RefSeq, a predicted model, not a curated record
AUGAUUCUGGGGACAGAAGUAAACGAAUUUGUUUCAAAUCGACAAUAAUCUAAAAUUCAUUAUCUUUCUGAAGAGAACAAAUCCUUGUAGGAAUACAUCCAAGACCUUGAGAAUGCCUUAAAAUUAAAUAAAUAGGCAAUGUCCCUCACUUUAGAUGGUUUGAAUAAAAGACCAUAGUUGAUAUCAGAUAAUAGCACAAUGUCAACUGGUUAUAAUUACUAGAAUUCUUAGUUGGAGGGAGUAAUCAAAUUGCUCAAUGAGGAAAAUUAGAAACUAAUUAAUGGAUUGUCUAAUUAAUAAAGAAUCACUCAAUAAUUAUAAACUAAAUUAUUAUUGCAAGAAUAGAUAUCUGAAGAAUAAUAGAAUUAUUAUAAGGAUUUGAUAGGAGAUUUGGAAUACAAAUUAAUAGAAUUGAAGAGAAACAUUCAUGAUAAAGAGUAUGCGAUCCAAGAGUUGGAGAGAAUGAAACCCAUUCAAGAGAGAGAAGGUCAAUUCGUCAAAAUAAUUGAAGUGGUCACUCCAUCAGAAUAGAACCUCAAAUUGCAUGAGGAAUUAGAAAAUGUGAGAAAUUUAUUGAACAAAAUCACUUAGGAAGCUUAAGCCAUCAGUGAAACCAAUAAUGCCUUGAGAGAAGUGAAUUAUAAUCUAAAAAGAGAAAUAUUUAAAAUGAGAAUUGUGUUGAGAAGCUAAAUUAAUUUUUAGAGUAUGAAAGAUUUCGUCUAUAAUGAAUAUAUAGAUAAAACGGAUGACAAUCUUCAAAUCAAUAGAGAAGUUCAAAAUCAAAGAGGCAAGUUGGAGCAAUUGCAUUAGGAAUUGUAUGGAACUUCAAGUUUGGGAUAUGGUUUCUCCCCAGAACCCUAACAACUCAAAUACCUGAGCAAGAAUGAACGUAUGAUUUACCAGGAGAAAUUGCAUAAGAUGGAAAUGAUGGUCAAAGGAUUUAAGGAAUUAUUCGAAAAGGAGAAGAAUGCUAAUUUACAUGUUAGAAAGUUAUACAAUGAUCUAUUGACGAAAUAUGAAUACAUAUUAGAUACUAAUGAAUUGAUAAUCAAAUCCAACAAUUUGAAAGAUGAAAGAAAUGAAAAACAGUAAAUUGAAUUGCAAUUCUACAAAAAACAAAGUUAGAGUCUGAUGGAAUAACUAAGAAAUAGAAAAGCGUUCAAUUCUAUACCUUUAAAUUAAGAAUAAGAUAUUGCAGUAGGAGUGUUUAGUCCUAGAUAUCAACAGAAAUAUUUGAAUAACCAAUCUCAAUCAUCAUUUUCAAAAGUGCAAUAGACAGGCUCAGAUGAUUUAGAAAUUAAGAACUCAGCCAGAUAAUUGAAUUCAAAUAACUUCAACAAAGUUAUCAAACCUCAAUAAAUUAAUUCAGUGUAGAGUACUUGUGCAAAAAAGUAGAUUCAACAACUAGAAAUUUAAGAUGAUAGUUCAUCCCUUGAAUAAGAUAGAUACAUUUGUCAAACUGCUAGAGGAGAGAAUCCAAAAAUUAGUAAAUUGACCUAACAACAAUAAUAGGGACAAAUUAUUUAGUAUUAUGAUAUGACUAAAUAAGAGUGCAUUGACUUCUUGAUGUCGAUGUUCAAUGAUUAUUUUAAAAAAUUUGACUUGAGUAAUAUCAAGAAGCAAUAACUCAUGAAAUAAAUGCAAAAUAGUGGAUUUGAUAAAAAGUCCAUUAAGAGAUCCUAUAGCAAUCCCUUUUUGUAUUUUUCUAAUGUCAAGGCAAUCACUUUCAAUCAACCACCAAAAUAGUCUGUUAUUGCUCUUGCAAAAAAUGAAAUUUAAUAGCUAUUGUCUGAAUUAUAAAGCAAAAAGUAAAAGCAAGUUUAGAAUCAAGGCGAUGGGGUCUUUAGUGUAGAUGUAUCCAAAAUAGACUUAAAACAAAAUAAAAGAUAGAUGUUUGAUGAUGAUUUAAGCUUUAUAUCUAAUUUAGAUGACUAAGAUUGA